Molecule: messenger RNA, 1422 nt
Organism: Anthostomella pinea
Lineage: Eukaryota; Fungi; Ascomycota; Sordariomycetes; Xylariales; Xylariaceae
Source: the annotation of a GenBank genome assembly
AUGCGUUCGUUCCUCAUCCUCGGCGCCGCUGCGCUCGCUGCGGCCUCGCCCGCCUCCCCUGCCGUCGACUUUGAUGCUGUCAAGGCAGCUCCGGCCCCUACCGCCACCGGCCCGGCCGUUGGUGUAGCCUCCCAGACCGGUGUCUACAACGCCGCCGCUGCCUCAGCCAGUGCCGUCGCCGCUGCCUCCGCUGUGGCCAGUGCCCAGGCUACUGCGUCCGUGGCUGCUCGAGGCCUCGAGGAGCGCACAUUCUGCUUCUGGCCGUUCAAGUGUGGUUCCCAGGCCAGCGCGGCUACUACUUCCAAGUGCACCACCACCAGCACCCCUCCGGUUGCUCAUUAUCCGACUGCCACUGCUGCGCCUACUACCUCUGCUGCUACGGCCGCUACCACCAGUGCUCCCGCCCCAGUCAUCACUUCUGCCUCUACCGGCGCUGUUGUCCCAUCGACAUGCACGCCUGUCAGCUGGACCAACACCUUCGCUUUCACCAGUGACACUGCCUGCCCGACCCCCUACGAAGUCGGUACCUACUGCGGCUUCAUUAACCCUGAGGACCCCUGCGCUCCCCAGCCUGACGGAUACGGCCCCGUCUCUUCGCCUGACACCGUCGACGCUUUCAAGGCCAACACGGAGCUGCAGCAGGAAGCCUUGACUGCUGCCACCCCCAAGGGAUAUCAGCAAACUUUCCAGGGCCUCACUGCCGCCGUCAGUGCCAACACCUACCUGGGCUUUUACACGCUCGAGAGCUACGACACCCAGACUUGUGCCAACCACUGCGACAGCACCGACCUGUGCACGGGCUUCAACGUCUACAUCGAGCGCGACCCGGCCUGGAACCCGGAGCAGUGCAGCUGCGCCGACCCGACCUCCAUCAGCAAUUACAAGUGCUCGCUCUGGGGCUCAGGCGUCGACUCGGCGGCGGCGACCAACACGGGCGACUACCGCGGCUCGUUCCAGGUUGUGAUCACGGGCUCCAACGGCUACACCCAGUCGACCACGUCGUCGUCGGGUACCUCGCCCGUCGCGACCACGCCCGACGUCCCCUCCGGCUGGACCAACCCCAAGUCGUGCUCGGGCGCCGUCCACGACCACCCCAAGACGUGCCUGGGCUCGCAGGUAUUCAAGGGCCCCUUCGACGUGUCGCUGUGCGCCAAGUACGCCGACGCGCAGAACGCCAAGAACGUCGCCUCGGGCAAGUGGGGGAGCAGCUUCACCUCGUUCUGGAACUUCUUCGGCUACAACAGCGGCAAGUGCGACUUCUUCAACGCCUUCAUGAUCAAGCAGGACGGCGUCCCCGUCGGCACCUACUGCAAGCUGUUCACCCAGCAGUACCAGCCCGCCGCCGCCACCUACAAGGGCGGCGUCUCGGCCGGCUUCUCGUGGAGCUUCGAGUCCAGCUGGUCUUUCUGCAGCUCCAAGUAA